Messenger RNA from Closterium sp. Yama58-4, 567 nucleotides. The record is from the annotation of a GenBank genome assembly. Lineage: Eukaryota; Viridiplantae; Streptophyta; Zygnematophyceae; Desmidiales; Closteriaceae.
AUGAUACCAAGUCAUCUCCAGAGGGAUCUCCAUGAUGAGGAGGAAGGUGACAGCGAGGAUGAGCUGAACCUAGACGAGAUGUUGGGGGACAUGCAACAGCUCAAGAAGAACGGUCGUCUUAGCACCAUCUUAGUAAACCCUAGCGACGGUGCCGGGCCAUCGUCAACAGCUGCUGCCACCGCACCGGAAACUACGCUGGCCUCUAUGGUGGCUGUCAUGGAUGCCGCCGUAACCGCAUUGGCCGCCGCAUCUCACAGCCCUAUGCCGCUCGCUGGAAGUGUUGGAUCUACUGCUCGUGCAACUGGUGCAAUUUCAAGUCCAGUCGCCGCGACCACCGAAAUCACACCUGCAAUGACUCAACUCAACGCGGCAUCAGUCGCGCAGCGGCUGUUGAGGGGUUUCGCCUGCAAGCUCACUCCUUCUAUCAACCUGAAAUGGAUCACACGCGAUGGCGAUGCUCUCAUAAUCAACACCCUUGUUAGUCAUGAUCAGCAUUUUGGAAAAAGUGACCGAGGCAAUCCCGUACCUGUUGUUGGAUGCGCCUACACCGAGUGGGCGGAGUUUUAA